This is a messenger RNA of Mangifera indica (mango), 1228 nucleotides long. RefSeq names its product vesicle-associated protein 2-1-like. The transcript is spliced from 8 exons. Gene Ontology annotation, biological process: endoplasmic reticulum membrane organization. Gene Ontology annotation, cellular component: plasma membrane; endoplasmic reticulum membrane. The coding region runs from base 357 to 1025 and encodes 222 amino acids. The record is from RefSeq and is a predicted model, not a curated record. Lineage: Eukaryota; Viridiplantae; Streptophyta; Magnoliopsida; Sapindales; Anacardiaceae.
CCUACUUCCAGUCUGCUACUUUUGAACCGGGCUUCACUUUCCUAUUUGUACGACACGUGUAAGCUGCUUCUGUUUCUCUCCGUCUCAUUCGCUACUACCACCAUUUACCCCUAGAGUCACUGAGCGAAAAGAAUCACCGCAGGAGAUACCGAGUUUCAAUCUCCUCAGGACAACCUGAAAGAAAGAGAAGACACGAUUUUUGUGCCGAAUCAUCGGACCACUCCACUACUACGGUUUGUUUGAACCGAGAAACUUCUGUUUCACCACAUCGAUUUUGUUGUGUGGCAGAUUGUAAAUUGAUUGAGUGAUUGUCGAGGGACGACAAAAUUUUAUUGAUCUGAAAGUGGGACCCAAUCAUGACUGCCGGUGGUGGUAAUCAGUUGAUCUCUGUUCAUCCAGAUGAGCUCAAGUUUGUUUUUGAACUAGAAAAACAAAGCUUUUGUGAUCUUAAAGUUAUGAACAACACUGAACAUCAUGUUGCUUUCAAGGUCAAAACCACUUCGCCUAAGAAGUACUUUGUACGACCCAACACUGGUGUGAUACAGCCUUGGGGUUCAUGUGUUAUCAGAGUUACCCUCCAAGCACAACGUGAAGCUCCUCCAGAAAUGCAAUGCAAAGAUAAAUUUCUCUUGCAGAGUGUAAUAGUGAUUCCAAACAUUGAUGUUGAUGAGCUUCCUCCAGAUACUUUUAAUAAGGACAGUGGAAAGACAAUAGAGGAGUGCAAGCUUAGAGUUGUGUAUAUUCCUGCUACUGCAGCUCAAGGAAACUUAGGAGAUGAAGUUUUAGGAACCUCUACGCACAGUUCUGAUGCAAACUCUACUUUACAGCGCCUGAAGGAAGAAAGAGAUGCUGCUUUUGGGCAAACACAGCAACUACAACAGGAUCUGGACUUGUUGAAGAGACGACCGAAAAGUAAUCCUGGUUUCUCUUUGAUGUUUGCUGGUUUUGUUGGAGUGAUUGGAAUAAUGGUUGGCGUUUUGUUGAACCUUUUAUUGUCUUCACCCCCCACCCCCAACGCAGAAUGAGUGGACGCAACGCAAGUAAUGAUCACAGGAUCAAAUGUUAAUCUAUUUCAUUGUAUAAUUUUUAUUCUUGUGGCCUGCUUCCUUUGUAUUUUGGAUCUUUGUCAAAUUGUGUCUUGAUCUGUUUGUUUUCCUAAAUACGUUUUAUUCAAUUUAUAUGUUACUCUUUUAACUUGAAACUUGGUGAAUAGUUUUUCUUCCUGUUA